Sesamum indicum (sesame) is the source of this 2838-nucleotide messenger RNA. Its product is annotated as Pentatricopeptide repeat (PPR) superfamily protein. Gene Ontology annotation, molecular function: protein binding. NCBI's taxonomy places the organism in Eukaryota, Viridiplantae, Streptophyta, Magnoliopsida, Lamiales, Pedaliaceae. The record is from RefSeq and is a predicted model, not a curated record.
GAGAGAGUGAUUUGGUGGAAUAGAGAGAGAGCGUACCGUACACAGAGUCUCUUCGAUAUUUACAAAGGAGUGCGCAGCUAUUUCUCUUUGGUAAAACCCUAAACCCUCACUUUGCUGUUCACGCUUCUCAUCGCUCAUUUCCAGUUUGACUUAAUAAGUGGGUCUCAAUGGAAGAAGUUUAUUCGCCGGAACUUUUGAAUGAAUAUUAUCUGAUCAAGGACAAGGUUGGAGAAGCUAUGUUGUAGAAAUUUAUUUUGUUGUUUAAUUGAGGGGAGGAAAAAUGGCCUUCGCAGUACUACCACUGAAAUCAAUGAUGGAGGUUCACAAUUUGCAUACCCAGAAUUCUUUCCCCAACCAAGCAUAUCUGAAUUAUGGCAUCACUCAUUAUCCUCAAGGAAGGGCUCUGAUUCCUUCUAGGUAUUCAUUUGUGGGUAACUGUGAAACUCCAUGUGAUCCACGGUGGACUGAGAUUUAUGGAAAAGGAGCAACGGCUUCUUUGCUAAGGUGUAAAGGGCAGCAAACUGGGGUUUUUCAUGAUACUAUCAACGAGGGCAGUCAAAAAGAGUUCAAAUUGGAAAGAUACAAAAUUGAUGUUGAAAAGAAACUCAUUGACCAAACCCAUUCGAGAAAAUAUACUUAUCCUUCAAAAUUCUCCUUGGAUGGGCCCUUUGUUGAAAAUGAUGAGAAGACUAACAAUGAAAUUCUCGAGAAUUUCUGCAUUCGUGGGAAAUUACUUGAUGCAGUGAAGGUAGUAGAUGUGAUGACUCGUAGAAACCAAAUUCCCAAUUUUCUGUGCUGCAUAAAGUUGAUCAGAGGCCUUGUCAAUGCUGACCGUACAGACAAAGCUGCUAAAGUCCUUCAACUAAUGGUUAUGACUGGUGGCGUUCCUGAUAUUAUCACAUACAACAUGCUAAUUGGUGGUCUGUGCAGGAAAAGGCAUCUCAAGUCUGCUCUUGAUGUCCUGGAAGGAAUGAGCUUGAGUGGUUGCCCUCCAGAUAUUAUCACUUUUAACACAAUAAUUCGAGCCAUGUUUUAUCAUGGUAAGUAUGAUGCAGCCAUCCAAUUUUGGAAAGACCAGCUGAGAAAGGGGUGCCCUCCUUAUAUAAUUACUUAUACAAUCCUCAUUGAGUUGGUAUGUAAACAUAUUGGAGCCAGACAUGCUCUGGAGAUCAUGGAAGAUCUAGCAGUUGAGGGAUGUUAUCCAGAUCUGAUAACCUACAAUUCAAUGAUCAAUCUUACUUGUAAACAGGGGAAUUAUGAAGACGCCACAUUAGUUGUCUCUGAUCUUCUCUCACGUGGAAUGGAGCCCAAUGCUGUAACGUACAACACUCUUCUCCAUUCACUUUGUAUAUAUGGGUGUUGGGAUGAAGUAGAUGAGAUACUUCUCUUUAUGGUUGAAACUUCAAACCCUCCUACAGUUAUAACAUAUAAUAUUUUGAUUAAUGGUCUAUGCAAGCAUGGUCUGCUUGAUCGGGCUAUUGACUUCCUUGAUCAGAUGGUUCUACGUGACUGUUCCCCUGAUAUAAUUACUUAUAACACGCUGCUACGUGCACUCUGUAAGGAGGCAAUGGUAGAAGAAGCUAUUGAAAUUCUUCAGUGUUUGGGCAAUACAAAUAGCUCUCCUACCUUAAUUACUUACAAUAUUGUGAUUGAUGGAAUGGCGAAGCAUGGUUUCAUGGAGAAGGCACUGGAGGUGUACAAGUACAUGGUAGAGUUUGGGCCUUGUCCAGAUGAUGUUACUUAUCGAUGCCUAAUAUGGGGGUUCUGUCGGGCAGAUCUGGUUGAAGAUGCUGUACAGUUACUAAAUGUGAUGGGUAAUAAUAGCCGACGCAGAGUAAGAGAUAAUUGUUAUAGAUUCAUAAUUCAUAGAUUAUGCCAAAAGAAAGAACUGGAUACUGCAGUUCAAGUCAUAGAAAUGUUGACUUCAAGUAAAAGAAAGUAUGAUUCUACCUUUAGCUCCAACAUUAUUCAAGGAAUACAUGCUGCAGGCAUGACAGAGGAAGCUACAGAGUUACGGCAGAAGUUGAUAGAGAAAAAGCUUUUCAAAGAAUAGCAUUUGUUUGGUCAAACAAAUAGCUGCAAGCUUUGGCUGUUUCACAAUAAUCUGCAUGAUAAAUAUCCCUCUCUGAUAUUUCUUAGUUUUUGCUUGUUUUCAUUUUCUUUGCAAGCAGAUAAUGGGUACCAUAGAGAGUUGUGCAAAAUAUGUUCUGAUAUAGAUACCUCGGACUGGUCUCUCUCCAUUCCUGUAUUCCAUCAGCUAUUCUACUAGCUGUGAUUAUUAUUGGCUGCAGGAAAUCGUAUUUUCUGAAUGGGAAUUGGAAAGUUGUAUAGAAACUUAUACAGAAGUCUAAGGUGCCAUGCUGCUUCUUCUGUAAGAUGGUGGCAAAAAGACAAAGUUCCCCAGUUGCUCAUAAUUUGGAGAAGAGGAGGAUAUGCAUUAGCUGGCGUUGCACGUAUGAGAAUGGCUGCCAUCUUUCUGAUGUUCUCUCAGCUGUCCCAGUUCUUCCUGGGAAACUUUUGGAUAACACUGAUGGGGUGCUUCUGGCAGGAUGGAGGAUCUGCUGGGGAAGCUAAAAAUACUUGGAGCAGUUUUCUUUUCUCUCUAUUCGACAACAAAAUAAAUGCCCUUUGAGCAAAACCUUGGAUGGAUUAGCUUGCGGCUUUGUUUUUGAGAGCCGCACAUGGAUUUUCUCUACUUCGGUCGUAGCAUGUUUAUAUUACUCCCAUGCAUCCAGUUUUGUACAACUGAGUUUGAUUGCUGGUGCAUAUGGAACUUGUCAAGAUAAAACUUUUGUUCUUUUGUUCAUGGAUAUAUGGCACUAAACUAUUUUCGAUGAA